AUGAUCCGAUCGGUGCUUCCUGUGGGCGCCGCCCUACUUGGCUGCGCAUCGACAGUUCUCGCUGCCGACCAGCCUACCUGCUCCCUUACGCAAAAAUGCCCUGAAUCGGCACCCUGCUGCUCUCAAUACGGCCAAUGCGGUGUCGGUGCUUACUGCCUCGGCGGCUGCGAUCCUCGCAUGUCCCACACCCUGGACUCCUGCGUCCCCGCCCCCGUCUGCCAGAGCAAGAAGUACCCGAUGACCAGCUUGGACGGCAUCGUCGACGUCAGCAAGUAUCUGGGCGACCCCAAGACGGCCGAUUGGGUCGCCCAGGGCGAGCCCCUGCUUUUCGACGGCUCCGUCCUCCUGACCAUGCCCGCCAAGUCUGUCGGCACCGUUCUCGCUAGCUCGACCUACAUGUGGUACGGGAGCGUCAAGGCCAAGCUCAAGACCUCGCGCGACGCCGGCGUGGUCACCGCCUUUAUCCUGCUCAGCGACGUCAAGGAUGAGAUCGACUACGAGUUUGUUGGUACCGAGCUGGACAUUGCCCAGACCAACUACUACUACCAGGGCAUCCCGAGCUAUGUCAAUUCCGGCAACAUCACCGGCCUGUCCAACACCUACGACAACUUCCAUGAGUACGAGAUCCAGUGGACCCCGGACCAGAUCACCUGGCUCGUAGACGGCAAGGUCGGCCGCACCAAGAAGAAGUCGGAGACGUUCAACGCGACCACCAACCAAUACGACUACCCCCAGACCCCGGCCCGUGUGCAGCUGUCCAUCUGGCCCGGCGGCGCCGACACUAAUGCUAAAGGGACCGUCGACUGGGCCGGAGGCAAGAUCGACUGGAACUCGGCCGAGAUCAAGAACUACGGCUACUACUUUGCCACCUUUGGCGAGAUCGAAGUCAAGUGCUUCGAUGCCAAGUCGCCCCCCGGCACCAACACGGGCACGUCCUACACCUACAACAGCGCCAAGGGCACCAACGACACCGUCAUCGACGGUGACAAGCCCACCAUCCUCAAGUCCUUCCAGGGCACCGGUGUGGACAUGGACAAGGGCGGCAACAAGGCCUCGGGCACCUCGAGCGGCUCCGCGUCUGAUGCCACCCCCAACACCGUCCCCGGCGGCACCAGCACCGGCCCGGGCACCAAUGGCCCGGCUGCCGGGAAUGACAAUGGCAGCGGCAGCGGCGGCUCCAGCGGCGGCGGCGGCGGCGGCGGUAGCGGCACCGACUCGGGCCCCAAGUGCGAAUCGACGGGCUUCUCGCAGAGCUGUGGCGGCAACGGCAACAGCAACGGCAACAGCGGCAAGAGCGAUGGCCAGAAGCUCGGCGGGGAGAGGAUCCUCGGCGCGAGCGGUCUGGCUGCCGUCGUUGCGCUCGCGGGCAUGCUGCUCCUGUAA
Thyridium curvatum is the source of this 1383-nucleotide messenger RNA. RefSeq lists its product as uncharacterized. Gene Ontology annotation, molecular function: glycosyltransferase activity; hydrolase activity, hydrolyzing O-glycosyl compounds. Gene Ontology annotation, biological process: fungal-type cell wall organization; carbohydrate metabolic process. NCBI's taxonomy places the organism in Eukaryota, Fungi, Ascomycota, Sordariomycetes, Thyridiales, Thyridiaceae. Gene Ontology annotation, cellular component: fungal-type cell wall. Bases 1 to 1383 code for a protein of 460 amino acids. The transcript has 3 exons. The record is from RefSeq and is a predicted model, not a curated record.